Gossypium raimondii (Peruvian cotton) is the source of this 2011-nucleotide messenger RNA. Its product is annotated as protein NRT1/ PTR FAMILY 2.3. NCBI's taxonomy places the organism in Eukaryota, Viridiplantae, Streptophyta, Magnoliopsida, Malvales, Malvaceae. Gene Ontology annotation, cellular component: plasma membrane. The record is from RefSeq and is a predicted model, not a curated record. The coding region runs from base 215 to 1597 and encodes 460 amino acids. The transcript is spliced from 4 exons. Gene Ontology annotation, biological process: transmembrane transport. Gene Ontology annotation, molecular function: transmembrane transporter activity.
UCAUCAUAAUUCUUUUGAUUUUUGAUGCUCUAUAUCUUGGACUUUUUUUUGUUCAUCUUUUUGGAUGACAAUGAGUGAAGCUUGAGACAACUGGUGGAGAGAAUAUGUAACAGCAAAGCUCUAUAGGCCACUCUAUAAAAAUGGCUUCCAUUGUGUAGAUCAUUAAUUAAAACUCAAAAGUCUUAGCUAAAUAUCUUGUUUCAUCGGAGUGACUAUGGAUGGUGGUGGUGAAGAAGUUUUCACUGACGGAGAAGGUCAAAUGUUGCCGUAUUCCGCUCGUAAACGUGGUGGUUGGGCUACUUUCCCCUUCAUUGCUGGGGCACUAAUAGGAUCAAGCAUAGCAGCAUCAGGAUGGGCAAACAACUUGAUUGUGUACAUGAUUGAAAAAUUCCAUGUGAGAAGCAUUGAUGCAACCCAAACAUUCAACAUUGUAGCUGCUUCUACUAGUUUACUUCCUAUGGUUGCUGCAAUCCUUGCCGAUUCUUUCCUCGGUUGCUUUUCCAUUGUUUGGAUCUCGUCUCUUAUCUCGAUCCUGGGUAUUAUCCUCAUAGCUUUAACGGCUAUGCUUGAUCCCUUAUUGCCUCAACCAUGUCAACACGGAUCAACAUCGUGCCCGACACCAUCAAAAGUUCAAUUCUGUAUACUUUACUCAGGCAUAGCAUUAGCUGCGGUAGGUGUGGCGGGCACACGUUUCACCAUCGCAGCUAUCGGAGCCAACCAAUUCGACAAUUCGAAGGAUCAAAGGGUGUUCUUCAAUUGGUUCGCCAUCAGUUUGUACACAUCAAUGGUGUUAGGUGCCACGGUGAUUGUGUACAUUGAGGAAAAUGUGAGUUGGGUGUUCGGGUAUUGGUUGUGUGUUGCGGUGAAUGUCAUCGGGUUAGUCGUUUUUUUAUCAGGGAAACGUUAUUAUCGACACAUAAAGCCUCAGGGAAGCCCAUUUUUGAGCCUUGCACAUGUUGUUGUUGCCACAAUUGUUAAGAGAAAAGUGCCUCUUUCAUCUAGAGCUGAAGAUUAUUACCAUAAAGAAGAUGGUCCUAAGGAGAAACCGGUUUCAUUGCCUUCCAAAAGCUUCAGGUUUCCAAACCAUGCAGCUGCGAUGGAAACCGAGGAGGACAGCAAGGUAAAUUCAUGGAGACUAUGCUCCGUACAACAAGUUGAGGAUUUUAAAAACCUGUUGCGAAUUUUCCCAUUACUGUCGAGUGGCGUUUUAAUGUGCACGACACUGCCGGUUAUAAGCACCUUAACAAUCCUCCAAACUCUAACGGUCGAUUGCCAUCUCGGACCAGAUAUGAAAGUCCCAGCAGGGUCAAUGAUAGUGUUCAUAUUAACCUCAACAGCUAUCAACCUCACAUUGAUUGAUCGGUUCCUUUUUCCGCUAUGGAAGAAGAUAACCUUAAGAUCACCGAUGCCCCUUCACCGGAUUGGACUCGGUCACUUAUUUAACAUGACAGGUAUGGCUGUUGCUUCCUUGGUGGAAUCAAGAAGGCUAAAACUGGCUCAAACCCAUAGUGUUUUGGACCAUCCAGGGUCCGUUGUCCCUAUGUUUGUCCUAUGGUUAGUGCCCCAACUAGUCUUAGUUGGACUCGGUGAAGCAUAACCUCAUUAUCCGGGACAAGUCACGUUGUAUUACCAAGAAUUUCCGCAGCCGUUGAGAAGCACCGCGGCAGCAAUGAUUUCAGUUGUCGUUGGAUUCGCCUACUAUCUAAGCACCACCGUGAUUGAUUUGGUUCGAAGGGUUACGAAGUGGUUGCCAGACGAUAUAAACAACGGGAGACUCGGGAAUGUGUAUUUGAUGUUUGCAAUGAUGCAGAUGUUGAACUUCUUUUAUUUCCUGUUUUGUGCAAAGUGUUACAAGUAUCAUAGUGUGGAGGGAGGAAAUAAAAACAGUGAUGAUGAGAGUUCUAAAAGCUGAUGUUUAAACCCUGAACUUGGUUUUCGGUGGAAUUCAAGAAGCAUUUCGAAUUUUCUAGGGAAACAAACAGUGAAAGGAGGGGAAUGAUGAUUUGUGGAA